GCCGCCGCCGCCGCCGCCGAAGCUGCUUACUACUACGACGACUCAUUUCCGCGCGCGCGUUUCGUGAUAACGCGACGACGACCACCUCCGCCGCCGAUGCCGCCGUCGGCUAUGCACUCAGUACGCGUUUGAUAUCCGUCCCCGGUGCAACUGCAGCCGUUCCGUGUUCUCCACACGUGACCACGCGUUGCCGGUCCGGCCGUGCGAAUAAUAUUGUACACUAAUAAUAUUUUAAUCAAUAUUAAUAACAACAACAACACGACGGUGUACGUCGUAUUUUACACAUGCGAACCAUACGUCGGCCCGGUGCCUUGUCGUUUGGAAUUUUUUUUAAAAAGAAAAAGACCACCACCGCCGGCAGAACGGACACCGUAAAAACCACACGGCAGUGAAAUAACAUAAUUGUAUUACUAUUAGCGUCAUUCAAUUUUUUUUUUCAAAUUUAAGUCUUUAUCUGAUCGCGAUUUCCCUGACGGGAAAUCCCGAAACGGCUACACGCUGCAGCCGUUGUCGCCACCGACGUCGCCUACUCCGCCUUCACCAUUUCAACGUAGUAAUUCACACGCCAAGAUGGAGCAUUCACCGUAUUCGCAAAGUCCGAGUCCAUCAUCGUCAUUGGUAAACUUUCCAACACCAACAAACUUACCAGAUAUCAGAUUACACAGACCAUUUAGUCAGAUGCACGACCUCAAGCAUCUACACAGCCCGUUCAAUCUGCGGUUCAUGGAGAACUACCCGGCGCUGCCCGCGCACCUGCUGCACCAUCUGCAGUCGCCGUUCUUGCACCCGGCGCUGGACCCGCGGGUGUCGUUUUCGCCGGCGGGCGUGUUCCAACCGCUCGGCCCGCCGAGUCCGCACCACCAACACCCGCACCACCAGCACCAUUCGCAUCACGCGGCCGCCGCGGCCGCGGCCAGCCUCAAAGGGUUCACUUCGGCGUUCGCGCCGCCGUCCAAAUGCUACAAGAUGGACGACAAACAGGCGUCGCACGCCGAAGGAGCGGCGCAACAACAACAACAACAACAUCAGCCGCCGGGUUCGCACCAACAGCAUCAUCAACAACAGCAGCAUCAACUCCAGCAGCAGCAGCAGCAACAACAACAGCAACAACAACAACAACCGGUACCGCCGUCGUUUCCUUAUCCGCCCAGGAGGAGUCCUUGUUCGCCGGGCAACAUGCCCGUGUCGCCGCCGUCGUCCAGCGCCACUGCGACAAUGCACCAGCAACACAAGGACGAGUGCUCGGACAGGGACACGCCGAGUUCCGGUGCGGUAUCCGAAGACGGCAGGAUGAGCAGAAGGAAAAAACUGUCGCCGCCUAUGACGACGGCUCCGACGACGACGCCUACGGCCAACGGAAGUGGCUCCACGACGGCCACCGCGACGACUGCCACCGUCAACAACAACAACAACCACAGCAACAACAACAACAACGGGUCGUCGAUUAAGCAGCAGCAGCAGCAGCAGCAAUCCUCGGCCGGCGGCCAACAGCUGAUGUCCGCAGCCGCGGCGGGUUGCUGUCCCGUGUGCGGGACGGCGCUCCGCACGGCCCACGAGCUCGAGUCCCAUUUUAUAUGGGAACUGGAACGGCUGUACAAGCAGGCGGCCGCGGCAGGACGACGGCACCGGAGGGGCACGCCCGACAAGCUGGGCGACGGCCACCACAUGCACGGUCUCAUGGUAUGUCCCAGGGACGGCGGCCGCUUGUCGCCAGUCGCCGGUGGCAGCAGCAGGGAUGCGACGCUGCACGGCCGAUGGGAGACAUAUCAAAAAGUCAAGGCCAAUCGACACAACCGGUUGAGGAUCAAAAACCGGAAACGGAAACCCGACGAGAUGCUGUUGACGCCGACACCAGCGACCUGCUGCUGUCCCGUUUGCAACGAGCCUGUCGCCGCGGCCACCCAGGAACAGAUGAACGCUCACGUGGAAAUGUGCCUGAGGAACAAAGGACAUCCAGCAGUGGCGACCGCGGGUAACGACGAUGAAGACGAGAACGUGGACGUGGAAGGUGACGCCGAGACGACGAUGUACGACAUCGUAUACGGCGGCGGAAGUAGCGGAUGGCACGGCCAACAGCCACACAACAGGAUGAGACAGCAGCAGAUGCUCAUGCACGGAGGAGGAUAUAACAGAGGUGCCGGAGCCGUGGCGAUGAACUGUACCGGCCCCGGGAAUGCGGCCCAGCAACCGCCGCCCAGACAGUCGGCGAACGGUGGUGAAGACUCGGCCGGUGGUGCCGAAGACGCCGUGUUGGUGGUCGACGACAACGACAACGAAAACGGCGGCAGCAGCGGCAGCUUAUACAACAAGUACGGCCCUAACCAGUACGCCGAACGGGACGUAAUCGUCCCGUCACGUCCUCCUACCGCUUCUUCGGAGAGCCGCCGACUUACACCCGCCGAGCUGAAUGAUCCGAGUGCGAUGGAGGCGAUGGAUUCGUGCGAAAACGUCGGGCCGCUGGACGUGUCGAUCAAAAAGGAAAACACACAAGACGAAGGGACAGUGAAACCCAAAAUGGACGUCGACAAGUAUUGCGCACAGUUCAACAACAACGGUCAGGUCGUCGAAGCGCUAAAAGCUCGGAUCCGGGAACUUGAGUCGGUGUCCAAGACCGGUAGCGAAAAAUUUACUUGUCUAUUGUGCAAAGGAAAUUUCAAAGAUCCCGUCGUGUCAACGUCGUGCUGGCACGUGUACUGCGAAGUGUGCUGGCUACAGAUACUGGGUGCUAAAAAGCUGUGUCCGCAGUGUUACGUGAUAACGCUUCCGUCCAACUUGCGUCGCGUUUACCUGUAAAGCGGCCAAGGAGCAGCCGCAGGACUCGCCGCCGACGGAGAACGUGGCCGAAAAUAUUAUGUCUCCGGCUCGUCUCGGCCACCACCGCGUCGCCGCAUAAUAUAAUAUUAUAAUAUUUAUUUGUAAAUUAUUUCAUUGUAAUUUUAAUUUUUCCCGGUUUGUCGCGUGUUCGCUUUCCGAUUUCAUAUCCAAAUUAUUAUAAACAUUAUCGCAACGAUGUGUGUACCUACCCUACGCAUCGCCAUAUAUAUAUUUUAGUGUACCUAUAUAAUAUAUAGAUAAUACACUCACAUCAUAUCCUAUGUAUUAUGUACGUUCGACCUUAGGUCGUACGUCGUCAUCGUCGACCCCGCACAUCGUAGAUACGAGGUGCCUUUGAAUAAUACGUAUAUAAUAAUAUAAUAUGUGUUGGUGACAUUUACGCGUUUUCCGUUUACCGCAAGUCGGUCGUGCCCUCCAAGCCCACCGCUCUCCCCCCCCCUCCCCGGCCCACCGACGACACUGAUGUCCCAUGCACCCUCUCCCGGGCCGUCAAAUCCAUAUACGCCACGCAAUAAUAUCGACAUAUCAAUAUAUGCUAUAUAUAUAUAUAUCGUACAAGACAAGUCGGUCUGCCAAAACCAAAUGUAUGCAUAAAUAUAUAUUAUUUGUAUUUGUACAUAGGUAACCAACCUUUAUAUGACCUAUAUAACAUAUUAUACUCACGCACAACCAUUAUUGACGUGUAGGUACACACCACGCACGCAAUAGAUGUACCACACCACGAUCGCGACUAACGGCUUACAUAGAUAGGUUUUCCGACUAUAAUGCCAUGUACUUUGGCUGGUAUAGUCCGAUGUCGGUGUGGUUUGAGACCGUAACAAAGAUAUUAUUUUUAAUCCACCUGCUGCGUGCAGAGUUCGGAGCUGGAGAUCGUAGGGCACACCCCUUCCCCUGAUCAGGGGGGGCCGCCGCACUGGACUUAGACCCACCUCGACAUACGUAAGACAUCAUAUCAAAAAGUCUCAGACGCCUCUCGCCACAUCUUUUGACCCCAAUUAUCAGUUUUAUCGCCGAGUGGCCGUUUGUACCCCGAAAUAUAUAAAUAUAUGCGGACGCGCGCGCGCGCGCCCGUGUGUGUGUGUGCGUGAGUGCUUGGUUAUUAUUCACUGACUCGAGUGUUAAAGAUUAUGUACAUUAAUUAUAUAAUAUUAUAACAAUGAUAUACUUACGUUAUGUUUUUUUCUUCUUAGUGAAAGUAGAUGUUUAAUAUUAUUAUAUACUAUAAUAUAGGGAUGAUCGCUUUGUCGUUUGACGUUAGCAAAAAAAAAAAAAUAAUAAGUAAAGAAAAAAACGUCAUCAUAUGUGCUAUGACUGCGAAUCUUCAUUAGUCUUAUUAGAAAUAAUAAGUAUAUAUAUAUAUAUAUAAAAUACAAUAUUACAUUAUAGUUUAAAUUUAAAAAUAAUAUUAAUAUUAUAUAGGUACUGUUAAUCUAACGAUAAUGUUAAAUAUUAUACCUAAGCCUAAUAUGAUAUUACUAAAAAUCAUACCGGUGCAUUUUGUGAAAAUUUCCGAAACGUUGGCGUGCCGCGUAAAGGAUUGCAAAAUUAAAAAAUUAAAAUUUUUAAAAUACCGAAAUUAUUAGGUAGUUCCCCGAGUAUAGAGAAGUAUGUAGAAGUACGCGCGAGUUAAAGUCAAAACCGGAAAGUUUUUCUAUGACUUUCGUCUGAAACGUUACUGUAACGGUUUUAAAGCACGAUAAAUAAUGAUAAAAAAAAAA
This is a messenger RNA of Acyrthosiphon pisum (pea aphid), 4553 nucleotides long. RefSeq names its product protein Teyrha-meyrha. Bases 571 to 2793 code for a protein of 740 amino acids. Gene Ontology annotation, biological process: protein ubiquitination. Gene Ontology annotation, molecular function: ubiquitin protein ligase activity. Lineage: Eukaryota; Metazoa; Arthropoda; Insecta; Hemiptera; Aphididae. The record is from RefSeq and is a predicted model, not a curated record. The transcript is spliced from 10 exons.